Messenger RNA from Formica exsecta, 1812 nucleotides. RefSeq lists its product as uncharacterized. Gene Ontology annotation, biological process: detection of chemical stimulus involved in sensory perception of smell; sensory perception of smell. Gene Ontology annotation, molecular function: olfactory receptor activity; odorant binding. The record is from RefSeq and is a predicted model, not a curated record. The transcript has 8 exons. Bases 259 to 1404 code for a protein of 381 amino acids. NCBI's taxonomy places the organism in Eukaryota, Metazoa, Arthropoda, Insecta, Hymenoptera, Formicidae. Gene Ontology annotation, cellular component: plasma membrane.
UGUGUGGAAAGUCGGUAUUUUAACAUCAAUCGUAUUCUCUUACUCACAGUUGGCUUAUGGCCUUACGCGCAAUCCAAACUCGUUCGAGCGCAACUGAUUUUGCUCUACGGCAUUCUGACAAGCUUCAUUUUAUUUCAAGUACAUCAAUGGUUUUACAUAAUUAUGCGAUAUUUACAUUACAUAAAUUUUAUAAGCUAACAUAUUGUUAUUUGUAAUCUGGUACGUAUUUAUGUUAAUUGUGGCAUUUGUGAUCUGUUUAUGAUAUUUGUGACUUCAAAAUGCACUCUACAAUACGUUAUUGAGAUUCUUUCUGCCGCAUCUUUCUUCAUGUUCCAUUUGAUACUGUACAGCAAGUUUUCGUUUAACAUGGAUGUCGUAAAACAUUUAUUAGAACUACUUCAAUGUACCUAUAACGAGCUAAGGGAUGAGAGCGAAGUCGCCAUUAUAGAAAAAUAUUGGAAUAUUGCAAGACGUUACACUGAAACACUUACGCUGAUUGGCAUGUGUGGCACGAGUGUCUUUAUUCUUUCUCCAUUUCUACCCCAUAUUUUCGCCAUGGUAAUGCCCGGGAAUGAGUCUCGACCAUACAUUUCGCUACAAAUCGUCUCAGAAUACUUCAUUGAUCAAGAGAGAUAUUUCUAUUUAAUUAUGUUACAUACCAAUGCAGCAUUUUGCAUAGGAAUAAUGGUAAUGCUAGCGACGGGAACAAUGUGUUUAACAUAUAUUCAACAUAUUUGUGGAAUGUUAAGGAUUGCUAGUUAUCGUAUGGAGAGGAUCAUGAGCAUUGACACUCGACAAAUAAGCGCCGCAAAAAGUGCAAAUUUAAUUUACAUGGGUAUAGUGUACGCCGUAGAUAUGCAUCGCAAGGCUAUAAAGUUUACAAAAAUUUUUAUUUCUUCAAUUAAUAAAUUCUUAUUCGUCCUUAUAAUGGACGGAUUACUUACAGCAAGUCUCAAUCUUUAUCAGAUUUUUCACGAACUGUCAUCUGAAUGCGCUAUCGCACAAAUUAUAAAGUAUUGUAUUUUUGUGAACGUCUACUAUAUAUAUACUUUCCUCGCCAACUAUUGUGGACAACAAAUUAUAGAUCAUAAUAAUCAUAUAUUUGCUACUGUGUACAAUGUUCAAUGGUAUAUAGCACCCUUACAUAUACAGAAGCUGAUACUAUUCCUGUUACAAAGGGGAACUAAAGCUUUUGACAAUCUAGUAGUUAUCGGUGGAUUGUUUGUAGGAUCCUUAGAAGGCUUUGCCACGGUGAAAAUUUUAUCAGAAUUUAUUCAACAAAGAGUAUAUUUCAAACAUUUCAAGAAGAUAUCUCUUAUUGCAGUUGGUCAGCGCGUCGGUUUCGUACUUUACAUUUCUUUAUUCCACGAGACAAUAAUUAAUGUAUUAUACCGAUAUCGAUGAACUAAUACUAUAUAAAGUCGAUAUAAUACAGAUUCGAUACAUUACAUGGAUAUAUUAGAUGAAUAUAAUAAUAUAAUGAAGCUGCUCAAAUUAACAGAAAUGCGAUGAUAAUAAAUAAUUAUAUAUUUAUCUUUCGUUAGAGUAAACUUUUUUUCCUAAUGCGAUAUACAUACUGAUACGUUGAAUGCUAUAUAUAUUUAAAUAUACAUAAUUGAAAAAGAUAUAUCAAUAAAAACAAAAAUUUAAAUUUUAUUUCUUUAAUAUCACGAAUUGUGUAAAACUCUAGAAAAUUAAUAAACACGGACAUGCUGUGGAGUUCUGUGAGUCGCGUGAAGGUUACGAUGCGCGUUUGAUCUAAUUUAUUUAUUAUAUAUAUAUUUAUUUAUUUAUUAUAAGCAGAAGAUAGUC